CCUAUAUAAACACAUCCCAGUUGGUAUUCACCACCACAAAAACUCAAAGACUUUCUUCACAGUUCACACAAAACAUUACUUAAGCAUUCAAAAGCUGUUUCUUCAUUUAAUACAUCCUCCACAUCCUAAAGAAAUAUGGCAAUCAGCAUGGGGCGCAUUCUCCGUGGGAAGCAAGGAGGCCUCAGAAGGUCUUCCUCAAGAACAAACAGAGAAAGUGAGGUUCCUAAGGGUCACUUUGCAGUGUAUGUAGGAGAGGGCGAGAAGAAACGUUUUGUCCUUCCAAUAGCAUACUUGAAGGAUCAUUCAUUCCAAGACCUGCUUUGCCAAGCAGAGGAAGAAUUCGGAUUUGAUCAUCCAAUGGGUGGGCUUACGAUUCCUUGUCCUGAGGACACCUUCCUGGACAUCAUCUCUAGCAUGAGUAGUAGAUCCUGAUAGACCUCAGAUAUCUUAGUUCCUAGGCAUCAAAACAAUUUUGUAGAGAAGCUUAUUCUUGUACAAUGUUCUAUUCUUUUUCCUGGUCAGAUUGGGAAGUACAUAAAAGAAUUAAUUUCUUUCAUCAAUUGUUCUGAAUCUACUUAACCCAUGUUACUCAUUAUCCCGAAUGAUUAAAGUAAUAGGAAAGGA
Molecule: messenger RNA, 624 nt
Organism: Cuscuta campestris
Lineage: Eukaryota; Viridiplantae; Streptophyta; Magnoliopsida; Solanales; Convolvulaceae
Source: the annotation of a GenBank genome assembly